Messenger RNA from Sinocyclocheilus grahami, 1414 nucleotides. Its product is annotated as transcription termination factor 3, mitochondrial-like. The record is from RefSeq and is a predicted model, not a curated record. Gene Ontology annotation, cellular component: mitochondrion. The transcript has 9 exons. Lineage: Eukaryota; Metazoa; Chordata; Actinopteri; Cypriniformes; Cyprinidae. The coding region runs from base 83 to 1333 and encodes 416 amino acids. Gene Ontology annotation, biological process: mitochondrial transcription; regulation of DNA-templated transcription; mitochondrial ribosome assembly. Gene Ontology annotation, molecular function: double-stranded DNA binding.
CAUCCGUGCGUUAGGGGGCGCUGUGACUCAUUUGCGCAUCAUCACCAGCGAAGAAGACUGGAGACAACACGAGGAGGUUUAUAUGUUACUACCGAAAACAGGAAAACUCUUCUGGGUCGUCAUGCACGUUUGUCAGCGAUGUGUGAGUUUGUUGCUCUCGAGGCCUUUAUCUGCAGCUGGCCAGCACCAGCGCUCACAUCUCAUACUGCUGCAGCACAGCACCAGACAGCCGCCCGUCCACAGACUCUCACAGGGACACAGCAGAGAGACAUGGAGACACUUCACGGACCACCAAGCUGGUUCACCAGACGUCUCUAAUAAGACUGAUCUUGCACAGAAAGAGGUUGUGCCAUUCAAUUCUGACGUGCAUCGAAUAUCAAGCCAAGUGUCUCUUUCAGAUAGUCAAAGUAUAGAUUUGGAUGUGGCUGUGCGCGCUUCUCCGCUUCAGGAAAUCAGCGAGGAGGAAGCAGUCCAGAUCCAAGUACCUUCUGCCCUUCCACCAGAAUCUUCCACACUCAGACCUUAUGUGGAUAAAUCAGAAACUCUCAGCAAACUGGUUCAGCUCGGUGUCAAUCUCUGGGAACUAGAACAGAGACCCAAUGUGGGUUCCAUGCUGGUUAGACUUGACUUUCAUGCCGAUGUUGCACCCAGACUACUCUUCCUCAAAGAUUUGGGAGUUGAGGAGUCUAAACUGGGCCGACUGCUCACCAAAAACCCCUUUAUCCUGACAGAAAGCCUGGACAACCUUGAAGCCAGGGUGUCCUACUUGAAGUCAAAUAAGUUCAGUAAGCAGUCUGUGGCUGUUAUGGUGACCAAAGCUCCAUACCUGCUUAACUUCAGUGUUGAGAGACUCGACAAUCGGCUUGGAUUUUUCCAGAAGCAGUUGGGACUCAGUGCUGAGAAAACGCGAGAUGUUGUGACACGCCUACCAAAACUACUGUGUGGCAGUUUAGAGCCAAUUAAGGAGAAUCUAAAGGUUUGUGAACUGGAGUUUGGAUUUCGUGGAAAUGAAAUGCAGCACAUUGUGACCACAGUUCCUAAAGUUUUAAUCGCUAAUAAAAGAAAACUCACCCAAAUAUUUGACUUCAUUCACAACACCAUGGAUGUUCCACACUCGCUUAUUGCAAAGUUCCCACAGGUCCUUAAUGCCAAAUUCCUUCGCAUCCGGGAGAGACACUUGUUUCUAGAGUACUUAGGCCGGGCCCAGUAUCAACCAUCUCAACCCAACUACAUCUCCUUGGAUCGCUUGGUGUUCCUGCCUGAUGAUGUUUUCUGCUCAGAAGUAGCAUUGGCCACUCUUGAAGACUUUGAAAGAUUUCAGAAAACGUUGUAGAUAGUUAAUAGUUGUGUUGUAUGAACAUAGUUUUAUAAAUAAAAGUUGAACUGGACAUACCACCUAUUCAUUUUGAUCCUG